Molecule: messenger RNA, 573 nt
Organism: Strongylus vulgaris
Lineage: Eukaryota; Metazoa; Nematoda; Chromadorea; Rhabditida; Strongylidae
Source: the annotation of a GenBank genome assembly
AUGCGUAAAAUACGGGUCUUACUUGCAGCUUCAGCCUUGAAAAAUCUAAUACUCAUUGGCAAAAUUAGCGUUGAUGUUGCCUCGGUCGAUGCUAAAGUACUGCUUGCUAGCGUUGACGGUGUCUUUCUCGGUGCUGAAGUAGCUAGCGUUGUUGUUGGCUCUGUUGAAGAAGUACUGCUUUUCAGCUUGACCGUUGACGUUGGCUCUAUCGAUGUUGAAGUACUGCUUGUUGGCGUUGACGAUGCCUCAGUUGUGUUAAAGUCCUGCGCUCUUGCGUUGUUGGCUGCAGAAGUACUGUUUGCUAGCGUUGAAGUUGGCCUUGUGGAAGUUGGAGUAGUUGUUGCUAGCGUAAUGAUGGUUCUCUUGAAGUGGUCGUUGCGAACGUUGAUGUCUCUGUCGGAGUGUGUUGAUGUCUCUGUCGGAGUGGUGAUUGCCGUUGAGUUUGGAACUGUUGAUUUUGAAAGAGUGCUUGGCAUCGUUGAGGUCAGCUCUUUCGAGAUGCUGCUAGCUUUAGUUGUUUUCAACAAUGGUUCAGUUGUUGCUGUUGUUGUCGUCUUUGCUACUGAUGUUUAG